UCGAACCAGAAAAAGGUCGACGUUAGUUUUCGCUGCGAUAAUCAUUUUGUUAGCGUAAUUUUCGUUUCGUUGACAACAAGGUCAGUUACUAAUCGUUCAUCGACUACGCGAAUACGGUGAAUGUGAGAGUUUGUCAUUAUCGCGCAAUCGGAUCUAUUCCAGUGUUUACAAACGAUCGCAUUGGACUGUGCUGAGAAUGCAAGAUGGCCGAUGAGCAACAGCAACAGCAACAACAACAUCAACAGCUGCUGCAGGAGCUGAGUGAGAGUUUAGAGUGUCAGAUUUGCUUGAAGACGACAGAUGAUCCACAUCUCUGUCCAAAGUGCUCGAAAUUUUUCUGCUUCGGUUGCAUUCGUGACUGGAUCCAAAAGUCAGGCAAAGAUGCCUGUCCCAACUGUAUGGGCACGGUGUGUUUGGCGGAAUUCGUGAAAUUUCGCUGGGGUAGCGGAAUAGAAACGAUUAGAAACUUGGUGGUUAAACCGGAUACAGUAAAUGAGGCAGCGAAAAAUCUCGAUGCAACUCUGCGCAAAGCGCAGAAAACUUUUGGCAUUGUUUCGGAACGGAUCGAGCAUACUUUGGCUGAACGAAAGGAGGCUCUGAAGGUGGCCAGAGAUGGAUUGAUCAAAUCGAUUAACAUUUUGGUACAGCAGGAGUUUCGCGAGAUAAAUCAACAAUAUAAAGAUAAGCUGGCAGAAGUGGAUGCUUGGAACACAAUUUUAUCCAAAGAACUGAACAAAGUGGAGGUUAGUUUGUACUCCCUCCAGGAGAGCAUUUCCAAGGGUUGCUCACCCGAAAGCGAACAGCAGCUGGAGCUGCAAUGCCAAAUUCUAACCAAGAAGCUAGAUCUGCUAGGGCCAACAAUACCCGAACACAAGUUCUACUGUAAACUGAUGCCGGCACCAACCAGCUGGCGCUUCACGGUGCGUAACUUUGGCCAGGCACGAACCGCAAAUAAAAUCCAGUACUCGGACCUGGUGCGGGACGACCUGGGUAACACCUGGCGGCUAGAAAUCCAUCCGAACGGGUUUGACGACGCCCGGAACGUUAGCCUCAGUGUGUUCCUGCAGCUGUACGAGGGAGUUGAGGGAAGAUACCGUUACACCAUCGAGCUGCCGCACCGCACCCAGCCGCACUCGUACGAGGACGAGGAUCACUUCCAGCUUCGCAAGGGCUGGGGCCAGAACCACUUCGUGGAUCUGAAACUACUGUUCGACGAGUUUCUGGAGAAUGACUGCUUCGAGCUGCGCUUUUCUGUGCGUUCGCCAGAUCUGAUCGAAAAAUUUGCCUGUUUGCGCAAAUACGCCGAAAAAUUGGAACGCGAUAAUUCCACGCUGAGAGAGGAAUGUUCGGUAGACUGUGUCAAUGAAGUGUGCUGCAUUCGGAACGUCGCCGAGGCAUGCAACACCUCCGGGUGUCUUUAUUCGGACAACUUUCGAGAUGAUUUGGGCGGCUUCUGGAGGUUGCAGGUUUACCCCGGAGGAAAUGGUGACACUAAAGGAUUGUUUGUUGGUGUCUUUCUGGAACUCCUCGAAGGGAUACCGAAUGUAUAUGAAUUUUCGGUUGAUCUACUAAACGAAGCGUCCAAGAAAUCUGUGAAGAAAUCUUUGGAGCACAAUUUCCAGCCUUGGAUGCCGUUCGGUUGGAAGAACUUCAUCUCUCGUGAGGAUCUGCUGGCCGGAGGUUUCGUUAAAAAGGAUGCGCUCAUGUUUCGGUUAGCUGUGCGACCUCCCACCGUUGGUCAAAAGUUCAACUACCUUCGACAGUAUCACGACAAAGCCCUGAGGGAUCUCGCCCAGGCCCAGGCACAGCCGAAACCGUCAAACUCGCUGUUGAACAGCAAACCAUUCGAAGCACCGAUCAGCUUUUUCAAGAGAAUACUCCCGAGAACGCCGAGCCAAGAGCAAGCUUCCUCGAGUCAGGGCAGCCUACCGAAGUGAGCCCCACCAAAGCAAUUGCAUAGUAAAACACGU
Molecule: messenger RNA, 1970 nt
Organism: Wyeomyia smithii (pitcher-plant mosquito)
Lineage: Eukaryota; Metazoa; Arthropoda; Insecta; Diptera; Culicidae
Product: E3 ubiquitin-protein ligase TRIM37-like
Exons: 4
Coding region: 204-1937 (577 amino acids)
Biological process (GO): negative regulation of centriole replication; protein autoubiquitination
Cellular component (GO): aggresome; peroxisome
Molecular function (GO): ubiquitin protein ligase binding; tumor necrosis factor receptor binding; ubiquitin protein ligase activity
Source: RefSeq, a predicted model, not a curated record